Condylura cristata (star-nosed mole) is the source of this 1449-nucleotide messenger RNA. RefSeq names its product mitochondrial ribosomal protein L1 (gene MRPL1). Gene Ontology annotation, biological process: translation. Gene Ontology annotation, cellular component: mitochondrion; large ribosomal subunit. The transcript is spliced from 10 exons. Gene Ontology annotation, molecular function: RNA binding; structural constituent of ribosome. Bases 182 to 1285 code for a protein of 367 amino acids. The record is from RefSeq and is a predicted model, not a curated record. Lineage: Eukaryota; Metazoa; Chordata; Mammalia; Eulipotyphla; Talpidae.
GGUUGUUUGGGAUUGCGGGAAAUAUACCUCUGGUGCAGAAUCUCCUGUUGGAGCAGAAUGCAAGUCGGACUACCCUAGGCACGUGCCCACAAUAGGUUUUGCUCUUUCUGCGCGCCAGGUUCACCAUAAGGUAUAAAGAUUCAUUCAGUGAUAAUAUUUAUUGAAAAACGUCUAUGUUGAAAUGGACUCAUACAUUUCACAACCAUGUUAUUCAAGGCUCAGUUGUACUCUUUCCCUGUGGAUAAUUGUGUUAUUGGCACUCACUGACCUCUUUGUACAGUCCUAUGCAAUAACAUCCCUGUCAUAUUUCAGAUGUUCAUUCUUGAUACAUCAUCAAAAGUAUAGUGAUUCCAAGAUGGUUUGUCAUACAGCUCUUUAUCCUUGUUCUGUGUACGUUCAAGUACCCAACAGAUAUUUUGCUGCUGCAACAAGGCCUGCAAAGAAAACCAAAAAAGGUACCAAAGAAAAAGCAUCAGAUGAUAAAAAAGAUGAGGUAGAAAAAAUAAAGUCAUACCCCUAUAUGGAAGGUGAACCUAAGGAUGAUGUCUACUUAAGACGCCUAUACCCAAGACAGAUAUAUGAGUUGGAGAAGGCUGUUCACUUACUUAAGAAAUUUCAAGUUCUGGAUUUUACUAACCCAAAGCAAGGUGUUUAUCUUGAUUUGACACUGGACAUGACACUGGGAAAGAAGAAAAAAGUGGAGCCAUUUGCCAGUGUUAUUAGUUUUCCAUACCCAUUCAUUUCAGAAGUUAAUAAAGUUGCUGUAUUUACUGGGAAUGCUUCAGAGAUUAAAAUAGCAGAAGAAAAUGGAGCUGCAUUUGCAGGUGGAACUAAUCUGAUUCAAAAGAUUUUGGAUGAUGAAAUUCAAUCAGACUUUUACAUAGCUGUUCCUGAAAUAAUGCCUGAGCUUAACCCAUUAAGGAAGAAACUGAAAAAAAGGUUUCCAAAGCUUACUCGAAAUUCUAUUGGCCGUGACAUUCCCAAAAUGCUUGAAUUAUUUAAAACUGGACAUGAAAUUAAGGUAGAUGAAGAAAAGGAGAACUUUCUCAAGACCAUAGUAGCAACACUGAAUAUGUCAAGUGACCAGAUAGCUGCCAAUAUGCAGGCAGUUAUUAAUGACGUUUGUAGACAUAGACCACUGAAUUUGGGACCCUUCGUGAUACGGGCUUUCCUUCGAAGUUCAACAAGUGAAGGUUUGUUACUCAAGAUGGAACCGUUGUUGCCUAAAGCAGCAGAAACUAAAGGAAAUGACAAAGAAGAGCUGCCUAACAGUGCUGCAUUGUGAAGUUAUUCUUAGUAAUUAAGAAGCAACAGAGAAAAUUAUAAAACUAGUUUCUGCAUUUGGUAUUUUACUUUUUUGAUUCUAUUUGAAAGUGAGUUUUAACACAGGAAAAUCUUACAAUAUUUUCAAACAUAAGAAAAUAAAAUUUUCUUUAUGUCUGACGCUGC